AUGACGAAUCCACAGCAUCAGUGCCAUGGGGUCCUUGCGCAAGCCAUUUGUGACGCUGACCCGGCUGCGCAAAUUUCGCCAGAACUAGUCCAUCAUUUGGCGACCAGAUUAGAACCGCUCUUCAACCAAAGGGUUGCUGUUUUCGGCCGGGAAAGCAAAGCUCAAGAAUUGGUGCCGCAGCUUGUUGCUUGCCCUGGGUGCGGAGGACGACUUGCUGAAUGUCGGAGCUCCGCUGCUGCAGCUAUCGUCGUAGAUCUGUCGGGUUUGGUCCAGAAACAACACAUUCCACUGAGAUGUCGGCGAUCCUCCUGUCCAGACUGUGGUGUGCUGCUGUGGUACAACUAUACCGUGCGGAGUGGGUGCCAUCAUUUUGCAGGAGAGCUGCCUGAGUUGAACUGCUUCAUGUUGUCCGCCACCUUCGGCUUCAGUGUCCCCUGGUUGCAACAGUUUCACGUACGCAUGGUGAGGCAACAUGCGUCUUUCACAAGUGAAGCAGAUGUGCUCGGCGCGCAGGCAGCUUACAAUUCCCAGCUCCAUCUCUUACCAACAGCUCGAUUGCGGCUUCUCAUUAGCCAGGAGUGGUUUGCUUGGCGUCUCCUCACCCGGGUGCGCCAAAGCAAUUUGGACCUAGCAUCUUUUGAUUUCUUGCGGCCCAUGGAGGACAUGAUUGGCUUAUUCUUGCCGCAGUUGCAAAGAGAAUUUGGCAGGACUACCUUGGAGGAAGCCCAAAAAGCCACGAUGCGCUGUGACGUUGUUGUGCUCGAUGGCAAUGCAAAAAAUCGUCGAGCUGUUUGCGGAGCCUCAUUGGCCGGAGAAACUUUUUCCAAGGAAUUGCGCCGGGAAGUGACCAUUCUUCAGCACAAGCUCAUCAAUGACGGACAGUGCUUGAUGGUCUUGCUGAAAGAGACUGUGGAGCCUCAAAGAGAAGCUUGGGUAUCCGAUUCUGCAGUUCCAGCGUCUGUCCUGUCCAACUAUUUGCAGCAAGUGGGCGAGGCGAAGUUGAAACCCAGCAAACGCCCACGGCGAGAAGAGGAGGCAGACGGCAGAGGCGGCUCUUCCUCAUCGCUUGGACCUUCGAUGCUUGCGAGUUUAACGUUGCAAGAGAUUGGGCGCUCGUCCGACCCAACAGAUUUGCAGUGCGUGACUUGCUGCACACACAAGGAAGGCAGCGCUGCUCAAAGGCAGCUUGCCAAAUCUGCUGGAAUGUUGUGCGCGUGUUUGUCUGAGGGUUUGAUUUUGCACAUGCAAGAAAUCUACGGCUGUGAGUCGUUGAGCCAGAGAUACCUAUGUCUGGCGUCUGUGAAAGCCCUCUUGCCGUCCCUUCGCGUGGUGGUCCACGAUGAUGCUUGCCAUUUGCACAAGUACGAUUCAGAAGCUGCUGCCCAGAUAGCCCCGCCAGAGAUGAAGUACGUGCGCGACAAGUUCCACAUGGCUGGCCAUACCGAUGCUUGGUGUAAAGAGACGUGCGACCCAGCCUUGCCUGCAAACGCUUCUCUUCUUCAAGGCAUUCGGACUUCGGUCUGUGAAUUCACUUUUACCUGGUUGAGCAAGUACAAGCACCAAACCAAGCACAUGAACAAGCACGGCUUCCAAUUCUUCUUGCUCGAUAUGGCGUGGAGCCACAAUGAAAUUAUACUCCAAGGAGGCUACAGACCAGAGGAGGUCGCCGGCUCUGCGGCAUUGGAAGGGACCGACUGA
This is a messenger RNA of Durusdinium trenchii, 1698 nucleotides long. NCBI's taxonomy places the organism in Eukaryota, Dinophyceae, Suessiales, Symbiodiniaceae. The record is from the annotation of a GenBank genome assembly.